Messenger RNA from Mucor velutinosus, 597 nucleotides. Its product is annotated as Ras- protein rsr1. Lineage: Eukaryota; Fungi; Mucoromycota; Mucoromycetes; Mucorales; Mucoraceae. Bases 1 to 597 code for a protein of 198 amino acids. The record is from RefSeq and is a predicted model, not a curated record. The transcript has a single exon.
AUGAUCUACCAACAGCACCCAAUCUUCAAACUGCCGAAUAGAGAGCUCCGUUUCGUCAUGCUAGACAUGGCUAACCUCGAUGUCGGUAGACAUUACAGUAACCAACUCAGCAAACAGCAAUGGAAGGCAUUCUACAAGAACACGAUGCACUACUCAGCUCGCAACCUUUGGUACAGAAUGAUCCACAAACAAAGCUCAAAUCAACUGGCAAUGGCCCAACGCAAUCUUAAACAUGCCGCAUCAGACCGCUGUACCCUUUGCAAUGAAGUGGAAGACGCUCAACACCUGCUCAUCAGUUGCGUCCAUAAACUUGAUGUCUGGGACUCCUCCUUCAACGAGUUCCUUAGCUACCCCAAAACCGCCGAUCCACAACUUAUCUACAACUCAAUUAUGCACUUCAAACUGAAGCAUUAUUAUAUCUACAAUUAUGACUUACACAUUAUCAUAUAUGACCUCUUUGCCACCAUUAUGCGUACUAUCUGGAGACACCAUUAUCAACAGUUUUACAACCUCAUCCCCUUUAAUGCCAUCCAAGUCUGUCGCCACAUCCGCACAGAACUGUUAAGAUUGUCAAAUCUUAGGCAACUCUCCCAUUAG